Molecule: messenger RNA, 5048 nt
Organism: Ceratotherium simum simum (southern white rhinoceros)
Lineage: Eukaryota; Metazoa; Chordata; Mammalia; Perissodactyla; Rhinocerotidae
Gene: ARHGAP26
Product: Rho GTPase activating protein 26
Biological process (GO): signal transduction
Cellular component (GO): cytoplasm
Molecular function (GO): protein binding; GTPase activator activity
Source: RefSeq, a predicted model, not a curated record
UGAGAGGGCGCUCGAGGCUGCUGGAGAGCUAACAGGCGAAGGAGGCGGGGAGGCGGCGGCCGCGCUCGUUCGCUUCCCGGCGCCGCUGCGGGUCCGCCGCUGCGCUUCCUACUCGCCUGCCGCUCCGCUGCUCGCCGCCGGAGCAGCCGCCCAGCGGCCGGGUCCCGGCUCGGUUCGGAGUCUUGCGCGUCCGCCGACUGUGAGCGGAGGGCGAGCCGGCGCCACACCUGUGGAGCCGGCGGCCGUCGGGGGUGCCGGCCGAAGUCCCGCCGCGUGCGUGCUCGGGACUGCAGGCCGGCCGGGCCCCGGGCUAGGCGCACCCCCUGGCUGGGCGCCGCGGGCACCAUGGGGCUCCCCGCACUCGAAUUCAGCGACUGCUGCCUCGACAGCCCGCACUUCCGAGAGACUCUCAAGUCGCACGAAGCGGAGCUGGACAAGACCAACAAAUUCAUCAAGGAGCUCAUCAAGGACGGGAAGUCACUCAUCAGCGCGCUCAAGAAUUUGUCUUCAGCAAAGCGGAAAUUUGCAGAUUCCUUAAAUGAAUUUAAAUUUCAGUGCAUAGGAGAUGCAGAAACAGAUGAUGAAAUGUGUAUAGCAAAGUCUUUGCAGGAGUUUGCCACUGUCCUCAGGAAUCUUGAAGAUGAACGGAUACGGAUGAUUGAGAAUGCCAGUGAGGUGCUCAUCACUCCCUUGGAGAAGUUUCGAAAGGAGCAGAUUGGGGCUGCCAAGGAAGCCAAAAAGAAGUAUGACAAGGAGACAGAGAAGUAUUGUGGCAUCUUAGAAAAACACUUGAAUUUGUCUUCCAAAAAGAAAGAAUCUCAGCUUCAGGAGGCAGACAGCCAAGUGGACCUGGUUCGGCAGCAUUUCUAUGAAGUAUCCCUGGAGUAUGUCUUCAAGGUGCAGGAAGUCCAAGAGAGAAAGAUGUUUGAGUUUGUGGAACCUCUACUGGCAUUCUUGCAAGGACUCUUCACUUUCUAUCACCACGGUUAUGAACUGGCCAAGGAUUUCGGCGACUUCAAGACACAGUUGACCAUUAGCAUACAGAACACAAGAAAUCGCUUUGAAGGCACCAGGUCAGAAGUGGAAUCAUUGAUGAAAAAGAUGAAGGAGAAUCCCCUCGAGCACAAGACCAUCAGUCCCUAUACCAUGGAAGGGUACCUCUACGUGCAGGAGAAACGUCACUUUGGAACUUCUUGGGUGAAGCACUACUGUACAUAUCAACGAGAUUCCAAACAAAUCACCAUGGUACCAUUUGACCAAAAGUCAGGAGGAAAGGGGGGAGAAGAUGAAUCAGUCACCCUGAAAUCUUGCACACGGCGGAAAACAGACUCUAUUGAGAAGAGGUUUUGCUUUGACGUAGAAGCAGUAGACAGGCCAGGGCUUAUCACCAUGCAGGCGUUGUCAGAAGAGGACCGGAGGCUCUGGAUGGAAGCCAUGGAUGGCCGGGAACCUGUCUACAACUCAAACAAAGACAGUCAAAGCGAAGGGACUGCACAGUUGGACAGUAUUGGCUUCAGCAUAAUCAGGAAAUGCAUCCACGCUGUGGAAACCAGAGGGAUCAAUGAGCAAGGACUCUACCGAAUCGUGGGGGUCAAUUCCAGAGUGCAGAAGCUGCUGAGUGUCCUGAUGGAUCCCAAAACAGCUUCUGAAACAGAAACGGAUAUCUGUGCGGAAUGGGAGAUAAAGACCAUCACUAGUGCUUUGAAGACCUACCUAAGAAUGCUUCCAGGACCACUCAUGAUGUACCAGUUUCAAAGAAGUUUCAUCAAAGCAGCAAAGCUGGAGAACCAGGAGUCUCGUGUCUCUGAAAUCCACAGCCUCGUUCAUCGGCUGCCAGAGAAAAAUAGGCAGAUGUUACAGCUGCUAAUGAACCACUUGGCAAAUGUUGCUAACAACCAUAAGCAGAAUUUGAUGACGGUGGCAAACCUUGGCGUGGUGUUUGGACCCACCCUGCUGCGGCCUCAGGAAGAAACAGUAGCAGCCAUCAUGGAUAUCAAAUUUCAGAACAUUGUCAUUGAGAUCCUAAUAGAAAAUCAUGAAAAGAUAUUUAACACAGUGCCUGAUACACCUCUCACCAAUGCCCAGCUGCACCUGUCUCGGAAGAAAAGUGGUGACUCCAAGCCCCCGUCCUGCAGCGAGAGGCCCCUGACGCUCUUCCACGCUGUGCAAUCAGCAGAAAAACAGGAACAAAGAAACAGCAUCAUCAACUCCAGUUUGGAAUCUGUCGUCUCAUCAAAUGCAAAUAGCAUCCUUAAUUCCAGCAGUAGUUUACAGCCCAACAUGAACUCCAGUGACCCAGACCUGGAUGUGCUGAAACCCGCCCGGCCUAACUCACUCCCCCCGAAUCCAAGCCCAACUUCACCCCUCUCGCCUUCUUGGCCCAUGUUCUCGGCGCCAUCCAGCCCUAUGCCCACCUCAUCCACGUCCAGCGACUCAUCCCCCAUCAGGUCUGUUGCAGGGUUUGUUUGGUUUUCUGUUGCUGCCGUUGUUCUCUCAUUGGCUUGGUCCUCUUUUCAUGCAGUGUUCAACCUCCUCGUCAACUUUGUUCCCUGCCAUCCAAACCUGCACUUGCUUUUUGACAGGCCAGAAGAAGUGGUUCAUGAAGACUCCAGCACACCGUUCCGGAAGGCAAAAGCCUUGUAUGCCUGCAAAGCUGAACACGACUCAGAACUCUCAUUCACAGCAGGCACGGUCUUCGAUAACGUUCAUCCAUCUCAGGAGCCUGGCUGGUUGGAGGGGACUCUGAAUGGAAAGACUGGCCUCAUCCCUGAAAACUACGUGGAGUUCCUCUAACCGUGGGCCCCAGCAGAACUGCUGAGCUUUCCGUGGUAUCCAUGACAACUGCUGAGUCCAGGGUUGUAGGCUAUUUCUCUUUGCCACUGAGAAAUGCAGGAUGACUGACUCUGCUGCUGCCUGUCAACACGAAUGUUUCUGUGAACUCUGGUGUCACCCAUCCCCAUGAUCAUCUCAGCUGACGUGCGGUGGUACUGCAAGAAACAGAAGUAAAUCAGCAGUGGAGGCCAUUUGAUUUUGAAAACUGAGAGAAGGGCUUGCAAAGCCAUUUCUCUCAUUUAGCACCCUAAAUAGGGAGUGCUCAUUUUGUUUCAACAGUCAUCCAAAUCCCCAAGCUUCUGAAAAAGGAAGUAAGUGAGAUACAAGUAGUCCUCAAGAGCGUGCAGUGUAGCUAAGUCUGACAGGGCUGGGCAGACUCUGAGAUCCAGGCUGGGUCCAUUGCUUUUGUUUACAGUAGACACUCUCUCUACCCCACCUCUAAAGACUUGAGACUCACAGUGCUACAGGCAGCUGGGUCUGUUUGUUUGCAUGCAGGAUGGAGAGGGGUUACAGCACCGUUUACAUAAGAUCCAAUCUCUCACCAUCUCUAAAGCAGCCGUUGGCCCAGCGUCAGCAGAAUUCAGUCCAGUCCUCUCAUGCAAGGGAACACACACACCCCACGUCCCCCCCUCCUAUGCUAGGAACUUCUUUGCCACCAAGGGCUGCCAUCACCUCGUAACCACAGCAACCCAACCUACUCUAAAACCAAACCAAAAAAAUAACACACUCUCUUUGCAUGACUUAUUUUUUUCUCCCCCACUUUCGGUAGUUUUUUGAAUGGUUUUCCAACAACCUGAAGCAGAAGAUCAAGGAAUCAGAGUGGUCUACUUGGGGCAGACAAUAGCAGUUGGAAACUGUUCCCUCUCUGAUGAAUUUCAGCAGCAUCAGGAUACAUUUGGAGCAAACUCGAGUAACCUCUUGAGCUUAAAUUACAUACAGGCUCAAUAUUUCUGUUCUUCCAUGUAACUAGUGUUUGCUUUCUAGAGGGCAAUGUGCUGCCUCCCAGCAGGUGACAUUCUCCCUUUGACUCGUUCCCUCAUGACCUCCUUCCUGAUUACCUGUCUCUUCCCUUCCCCUGCCUGCCUCUAGCCCAUCCCCCCGGGCAGUGCCCUGGGCUGCUGAGCACUGGUGCCCUGCCAGUUUUCAGGGAUGAUUCCUGGGCUAAGCCUAUGGCCUGUAGUUGAAAAGGACAUGUAUGUUCACUGCCGCUCAGAAAAAGGGAAUUGUUUCUCAGCUUUUGAGGCGUGAGACUAAUAUCAUAAGCCAUUGUGAUUCAGGAGGACACCAAAAGGUUGGGGCAUGGAAGGUGGGAUGGGUACCUUCUCAGAAAGAGAAUUUCCUGGUCCAGAAGCGGCUAGGUCUUGUGGAAGACUGCCUUGGGCAGGGAAGUUUGGCCUGGACAUUUCACAUACACUUGGCCACCAAAGAACACAGGCCCCAGUGUCUUCCACAUUUGAAUGUCCUUGCAGGUGUGACUCUGGGCAGAUAAACUCCAAACUGAUGGACUGUCAAGCUCCCCGGAACCCCUGGGGAUGGCAGCGUUGCUCCAGAGUGUUCCUGCUUCUGGAAUGCCUCUUUAGGGAAGUUUAAAGAAGAAAAGAAAAACUUGAAUUGUGUUGAAUUACUGUAUCUUUUACAUUUUUUUUGAAAAGAUAAACUUGUAAAUAGAGUGAUUUGAAAUACUAUAUGGCAAAGUUUUAUAUUUGAUAUUCUUUAAGCUAGUAGCUCCACACAUUUAAGCUUUGAUUGCUGAGCAAGUGUGAAUAAGAGGGAGAGAGAGGAGGCAAGGUUGGAGAGAGUCAAGGUCGUCCCUUCUCUGGCCUUGAGGAAGGAGAGGAUAUCUCUGCGUGCUCUCUGCUGGCUCUUGUUGGUGGGCAUGACACAUCGAUGGUGUUCAGUCUUCUUUAUUCAGAUGUGUUUUUGAGCAUUUCUUGGGCUUUGGAUUUGGAGAUAGGAAGAGCAUCUUCAGGCAAUGAAUUUUUCAAAGAACUCCUACUCGGUGGUAAGAUGAAGCUCAGGAUUGGAAUAGGUGGGGCCAAGGUUAGAGUUUUUUUUGUUUUUCUUCUCAGGUGUAUUUCUUGGUGCCCCAAGAUAUCAGGACAAAAGGAGAUGGGAUAAUUGCGUGCUCCUUAUAUCUGACUCUCCUGCACAUCUUCUAAGGCUUUAUAAAUGAGGCCAAGCUAGUUUGCAAAUGUUAUGUGUGUCUAAGUUCUAAG